This is a messenger RNA of Abrus precatorius (Indian licorice), 598 nucleotides long. RefSeq names its product histidine-containing phosphotransfer protein 4-like. The transcript is spliced from 6 exons. Gene Ontology annotation, molecular function: histidine phosphotransfer kinase activity; protein histidine kinase binding. Gene Ontology annotation, cellular component: cytoplasm; nucleus. Gene Ontology annotation, biological process: cytokinin-activated signaling pathway; phosphorylation; phosphorelay signal transduction system. Bases 32 to 598 code for a protein of 188 amino acids. Lineage: Eukaryota; Viridiplantae; Streptophyta; Magnoliopsida; Fabales; Fabaceae. The record is from RefSeq and is a predicted model, not a curated record.
AAACGUUUGAUCACUCUCAAGAAAAGAAGAGAUGGACAAGACUGGGUUGAAACAGCAGGCUCUCUUCAUGCGAACUUCACUCCUUCAUGAGGGCUACCUUGACGAGCAAUUCAUUCAGCUAGAGGAAUUGGAAGACGACGUUAAUCCCAAUUUUGUGGAAGAAAUUGUGACCCUUUUCUACAGCGACUCUGUAAGGCUGAUCUACAACAUAGAACGCGCACUGAUCACUAAUCCACCCAAUUUCACCAAGCUAGACGAUUACAUGCAUCAAUUCAAGGGUAGUUGCUCAAGCAUUGGAGCAAAGAAGGUGAUGAAUGAAUGUACUAGAUUCAGUGAAUAUUGUGCAGCAGAAAACUUCGAGGGAUGCUUCAGGACUUUCCAACAAAUCAAUCUAGAGUAUACGACUUUGAAGAGGAAGCUCGAAACUUACCUUCAGGUAUCACUUUUAGUGUCAUUUUCAGUUAGCAAAGGAAAGCAGCUCAAAUUAGAUGGUAAUCACAUUGGGUGUUGGUAUCCUAUUAGAAAGGUCGUUCAAGCACACCAGAAUACUGGACCAAUUAGAUCGAGCACAGUGAUGUACUAUACAAUAAAAGAAUAA